Molecule: messenger RNA, 1012 nt
Organism: Anastrepha obliqua
Lineage: Eukaryota; Metazoa; Arthropoda; Insecta; Diptera; Tephritidae
Exons: 1
Coding region: 87-941 (284 amino acids)
Source: RefSeq, a predicted model, not a curated record
AACAGACUUAACAACAUUGUGCACGUGAAUUGUUUUCAUUUGCAGACUAUAUUUUAAAUGAAUGUGUCAUAAAACAAUUAUUUGAAAUGGAAACAAGCAUUAAAGACAGUUUCCUUGAAGAAAACGGGGAUUACAAAGAAAUCAAACCCAGUAAAGAAGUCACCACAAUCGGUGGAUUUCAAGAGAUUGAUGAAAUCGAGGAUGAAGUUUGGUUGCUGCAGUGCCCUAAAGGAUUUGAUAUUAAAUCGGAAUUGGAGGAUCAGAGAUUAAAGAUCCCCGGGCGGACCAAUUUCAAUUCGUCUGAAGCUGUAGCAGUUGAAUAUGACUUGCCAGAAUUACGUGCAUUCGGCUAUUGCAAUCGUAAAGGUCGUUAUUCGUUGCGUUUAUUACCAGUAAAGGGAAACAUUUUACUGCGUGGACGUCUGAAGGCCACUGAAGCAGUGAUAUUAGAAAAUGCAGAAGCUUUAUAUCCACCGCAAGGGCGUGUACCUUUGCCCGAUAUGAUCAAAGUUCGUCAUCCUUUACAUGGCCAUCAAUUUGAUAAAAGCUUACGCGUGGACAGGGCAAUUGCGGAACGACUUAAAAAAGCGGACGAAAUAUCGGCGAAAAUACUCCAUGAAGCAAUUAUGAAUCGGAAAAAUGCGAAAAGUCGGAAUCUUGGGUUAUCCAAGCAGAAGCAAAAAUCAAAUACAGUAACGGCUGUCCAAGAAAGAAAUGUUGUGUGUAUUGAUAGUACUGAUGAUGAUGAGGCAGAAUUCGAUGGAGAGUCCAAGGGAAAGAAAAGUGAAAGAAAACGAAAGCCUUCCGAUGGCUCCCUUAUUCAUCAAGAAAGCGAAAUACAAUCUACAAACGAAGAGAGUGUCAAGAAAAGGAAAAAACACAGAAAAUCUGAUUUGGAUGAAGAAAUUUCAAAAGACUUACAGUGGCUUCAAAAUUUGUAAAUAAAAUGAAGUAUUUCUUCCAAAAAUAAAUAUAUUUUAUUUUUUUUAUAUGUAUAUUAAUUUAACAAUUA